AUGGGUAAGAAGAAAUUCGCGGCGGCCGGUUUGGCCUCCAUCCUCCUCGUGGCCAUGGUGGUGGCCGUGACAGUCUCUGUCACCAAUCGCAAUGCCGGUUCCGGUGGUGUCGGCACUUCUAACAAGGCGGCUCAGGCCAUUUGCUCCCCGACCGACUACAAGGAUGAGUGCAUGAAUAGCCUUGCCAAUGCUAACUCCACCGACCCCAAAACCCUAAUCGAGGCCGCUUUCAAUGCUACAAUUGAUGAUAUUGCCUCGGCCGUUAAGAACUCGUCUCUCCUUAAGGAGGCCGCUAAGGACGACAGUACUAAGGCCGCCUUCGACGUUUGCGAAGAAGUCCUCGGCACUGCGAUCGACGACCUCAAGAGGUCAGUCUCUCGGGUUUCCGAGCUCGACGGGUCGAAGGUCGACGAGUAUGUGGAGGACCUCAAGACGUGGCUAAGCGCCGAGCUUCUCAAAACGGCCCGACACCUCUCGAGCAACGCCCUCGCCAUGGUCACCGACAUCACGUCCCUCAUCUCGUCCCUCAACCUCACCACCCUCUCCGGCGAAUCCUCCGCCAGCCGGAGGCUCUUCUCAACCGACGACGACAACAACGACCCCACGAAAUGGUCCCGACGCGACCUCCUCUCCGUCCGGCCCAACGCCGUCGUGGCCCAAGACGGCUCCGGCCAAUUCAAGACCAUCUCCUCCGCCAUCGCCACCGUCCCCAAAAAAAACAACGUGCCUUUCCUCAUACACGUCAAGGCCGGCGUCUACAAGGAGCACGUCGAGAUCCCCAAGGGGGCCCACAAGAUCGUCAUGUACGGCGAUGGCCCCCUUAAAACCGUCAUCACGGGAAGCAAAAACUUCGCCGCCGGCACGAAGACCUUCCAAUCGGCCACGCUCUCCGUGAACGCGGACGACUUCUCCGCGCGCGACCUCGCGGUUGAGAACACGGCGGGCCCCGAGGGCCACCAAGCCGUGGCCCUCCGCGUGUCGGGCGACCGAGCCGUGUUCUUCAACUGCCACCUCAACGGAUACCAGGACACGUUGUACGCGCACACGUACCGACAGUUCUACCGAGAUUGCGAGAUCUCGGGAACAAUCGACUUUAUCUUCGGCGACGCGCUCUCGAUCUUCCAAAACUGUCGGUUCGUGGUGCGCCGCCCGAUGGACAGCCAGGCGUGCAUGGUGACGGCGCAGGGCCGCGUGGACCCGCGGAGCCAGGGAGCGAUCGUGAUCCAAGGUGGCGACAUUGUGGCCGAGCCGGCGUUCUUCAAGGCGCCGAAGCCGAUCGUGGCGUACCUCGGAAGGCCGUGGAAGGAGCUCUCGAGGACGAUCAUCAUGCAAACGAACAUCGACGGGUUUAUUGCGCCCGAGGGGUGGUCCCCGUGGAUGGGAACUUUCGCGCUCGACACAUUGUACUAUGCGGAGUAUCAAAAUCGUGGGCCCGGGUCGAACCAGGCCCACCGGGUACAUUGGAAGGGGAUCAAGCAUAUUGGGUCCAAGGUUGCCGAAAGCUUCACGCCCGGGAAGGCGUUCGGAGGUGACUUCUGGAUUAAGGGCGCCGGCAUACCGUACGUUCCCAGCAUGCUGUGA
Molecule: messenger RNA, 1581 nt
Organism: Striga asiatica
Lineage: Eukaryota; Viridiplantae; Streptophyta; Magnoliopsida; Lamiales; Orobanchaceae
Source: the annotation of a GenBank genome assembly